CUUCCUGCAAUGGAGUCUUUUGGAGUUACGAGUAUUCUGGUCUUCGUGACCUGCCUUUUUUUCAUGACAUUCUGGAGAAAGACCUCUCAGAGUAAGAGGCUGCCUCCUGGCCCUUGCCCGCUCCCCUUGAUUGGAAACUUUCUGCAGCUGGAUACCAAGAAUUUCCCCAAAUCUCUGGAGAAGCUAAGUCAGAAGUAUGGACCAGUAUUCACCAUCUACUUGGGCUCUACACCAGCUGUGGUGCUGUACGGACAUGAUGUAGUGAUGGAGGCCUUGGUUGCACAAGGAGAGGAGUUUGGUGGCAGAGGAGAAUCUCCCAUACUUAUGAAAACUGCCAAUGGAACAGGAAUUGGCUUCAGCAACGGGGAAACAUGGAAACAACUCCGUCAGUUUGCAGAGACUACACUAAACAUGUUGGGCAUGAGCCAGAAUAUUGAGAAGAAAAUCCAGGAGGAGACUGGUUUCUUAGUGGAGAGACUAAAGAGCACAAAUGGAAGGACAUUUGAACCUACCUGCUUCCUCAGCCAGACAACAACCAAUAUCCUAUGUUCAGUUGCCUUUGGGAAACGCUUUAAUUAUGAAGACAAGGAUUUCCUGAGAUUCCUUCACUUAUUGGAUGAAAAUGCGCACCUUCAAUCCUACACAAUGACAAAGCUCUAUAAUAUUUUUCCAACAAUCUUGGAUUAUCUUCCUGGAUCUCAUCAGAAGAUAUUUAAAAAUACAGACGAGUUAAAACAGUUUGUUUCAAGGCAGGCGAAAAUGCACCAGGAGACUCUACAGCCUGAGCAUCCAAGAGAUUUCAUCGAUGCCUUUCUUAUCAAAAUGGAGCAGGAGAGACAGAACAGUUACUCUGUCUUUGAUCUCCAGAGUUUGGUGAGGAGCACGUUAGACCUUUUCACUGCAGGGGCAGAAUCCACCAGCCUUGUCCUGAAAUACGGACUCCUGGUUCUCAUGAAGUACCCCAAAGUACAAGAGAAAGUUCUUCAAGAAAUUGAUGGUGUGAUUGGCCCAUCACAAAGGGCCUGCAUGGCAGAUCUUGAUAAGAUGCCCUACACAGAUGCCGUAAUCCACGAGAUUCAUCGGUGCCUGGCUCUUGUACCACUGAAUGUGCCACGUGCUGUGAUCAAGGAUACAUUCUUCAGGCAAUAUCUCAUUCCCAAGGGAACUACCGUAUUUCCUGCUCUGAAGUCCUCCUUGUAUGACAGUAGAGAAUUCCCCAACCCACAGCAGUUUGAUGUUGGGCACUUCUUGGACAAAAAGGGAGCUCUGAGAAAGAGUGAAUUCUUCAUCCCUUUUUCCACAGGCAAGCGGGUCUGUAUGGGCAAGAAAUUGGUAGACAUCGCAGUCUUUGUGGUCCUGACUACUAUUCUGCAGCAUUUUACUCUGAAGCCACUGGGGGAUCCUGAUGAUCUUGAUAUAUCACCAACAGCUGGUUUUCUGACAGUUGCCCCCAAAUCCUACCAGCUCAGUGUUGCCCCUCGCUAAACAGAAUCAAUUACCCAACCAUAUUUUCUGCUAAUACUGCAACUGUUUUCACGUCAGGCUUUGACGUUUCUAAUCCAGCAUCUGACACAUACAGUAAUGCUUGAAAGUAAAGUCAUUUAUUCGAA
Molecule: messenger RNA, 1610 nt
Organism: Candoia aspera
Lineage: Eukaryota; Metazoa; Chordata; Lepidosauria; Squamata; Candoiidae
Product: cytochrome P450 2H2-like
Exons: 9
Coding region: 10-1485 (491 amino acids)
Biological process (GO): epoxygenase P450 pathway; xenobiotic metabolic process
Cellular component (GO): intracellular membrane-bounded organelle; cytoplasm
Molecular function (GO): arachidonate epoxygenase activity; oxidoreductase activity, acting on paired donors, with incorporation or reduction of molecular oxygen, reduced flavin or flavoprotein as one donor, and incorporation of one atom of oxygen; iron ion binding
Source: RefSeq, a predicted model, not a curated record